Molecule: messenger RNA, 1799 nt
Organism: Paraphaeosphaeria sporulosa
Lineage: Eukaryota; Fungi; Ascomycota; Dothideomycetes; Pleosporales; Didymosphaeriaceae
Exons: 2
Coding region: 99-1394 (431 amino acids)
Biological process (GO): polysaccharide biosynthetic process
Cellular component (GO): membrane
Molecular function (GO): acyltransferase activity, transferring groups other than amino-acyl groups
Source: RefSeq, a predicted model, not a curated record
UGGAUCGAUGUAAGUCUACCCGUCCAAAUCCUUUCAAACAGUACAAUCACUCUGACGCCUCAUGAUGAAAACAGGGCCUACGCGGAGUGGCAUCCUUUAUGGUCGUAAGCGGCCACCUGUGCACAGCUUUCGUCCCAUGGCUGCAUUCGCCAGCGAAUGACCCACACACUGCUCCACACCUGUUUCAAUUACCAUUUUUCCGACUUGCCGUCGGCGGGCGCUCGGCUGUGGCGCUCUUCUUCCUCAUAACCGGAUACGUGAACUCGAUAGGACCUAUUGGGCGAUCGCGCGCUGGAAACACUGAUGCGGCGUUCAAUGGCAUUGCUAAGAGCGCCCUCGCUCGCUCAGGCAGGCUGGUUCUUCCGACGAUGAUGGCCACGGCGUUGACGUGGUUUAUGGCCAACAUCAAUGCUUACCAUAUGACCAAGCAUGUCGAUUCGACGUGGAUCCGUCAGGGCUGGCACCGGCAGGAGCCUACUCUUGGAGCAGCAUUUAGUUCGCUGUUCAAGGCUGAGGUGGAUACGUGGACAGUAGGAUGGGACGACUAUGACGGGACGCAAUGGACGCUGCAUCUAUUCCUGGAAGGCAGCAUGUUGGUCUACAUGACCAUGUUUGCUACGGUUCUGGUAAAACCAAAGGCACGAUUCAUUGUCUACGCUGUACUAUACCUGUACUUCUGGCAGCUUGGAGAAGGCCUCGCAGUCGGCGCUCUCAAAGGCCUCAACAUCGUCUUCGGUAUGUUCGUCGCAGAGCUACACAACCACUACAAAGAUACAGCGACCUCUGUCCUCCCGGCCCCGAUCCCAGCCCUCAUGAUCAUCGCGGGCAUGUUCAUGGCCGGCUUCCCGCAAGACUCGCCGCAAAACGCGCACUGGUCCGACUCCAUGGCACACUUCAUGCAGGCCAUCACCGUCGAAAAGACCGACAUCCGCCGCUACUGGGACCACAUCGGCGCCGCGACCGUCCUGCUCGGCAUCUUCUUCAGCCGCAACGCCCGCCGCGUGCUCACCAGCCCGAUCUUCAACUUCCUCGGUCGCGUGAGCUUCCCCGUCUAUCUCAUGCACAACACCUUCAUCAAGUCGGUGCUCACCUGGAUGGUGUAUCUCCCAUCCGCGAUGAACCCGCCUAGAAACGAAAAGGGGCACCAAAUGGACCUCCAGCGCGGAUCCACAACGCACAUCUUCAUUGCGGUCGCGGUGUUUUACUACGUCCUCUACCGCGCCGCCGCCCUCUGGGUCCAGCACAUCGACCCCUUCUGCGCGAACCUUGUAAACGCUGCGACGAGCUGGGCGUACGGCGAGUCGCAGCCCCGCGAGAGCAGGCCCAUUCUGCAGACCAUCGAGCGGCGAUCGUCGCCUAGCCGCGAGAAACCGAAGCUCGACUCGCCCGUAUGAGCGCACACCACUUUUUCGUCACCACCCACUCCCGGCGCCAGCGCCGUCCCAUCGCUACCACCUUUCUCUUCUUGUAUAUUCUGCGCCGAAGCCUGGGCUUCAUUUAUACCCUUGUAGUUUACCUCGUUCCGUUUGUUGUGUUGACACGGCCGCGGCCAAAUACCCGAUCCGAUCUUUCUCGCGAAUGUACUGGCCUAGGCCUUGUGGAGCAUGUACAUGUAUGUGUACGGGGCAUGUUGGCGUUUUGGAAAUGAUAUGAUGUCGUGCAUUUACGGAUGGGAUUGAUAUAGUGUGGAGAAGGGAAGCCAUGAGCUUUUUUUUGGAGCUUGGAUUAUGAUAUACUGGUUUCGCAUCGGAUUGGAUGGAUAGAGAUGAGAAGAACUUUAGAGAUAUACUUUCGAUGCU